Aspergillus pseudotamarii is the source of this 366-nucleotide messenger RNA. RefSeq lists its product as uncharacterized. Gene Ontology annotation, cellular component: membrane. Bases 1 to 366 code for a protein of 121 amino acids. The transcript has a single exon. The record is from RefSeq and is a predicted model, not a curated record. Lineage: Eukaryota; Fungi; Ascomycota; Eurotiomycetes; Eurotiales; Aspergillaceae.
AUGGGGAGCUGGAGGACUAGGGCCGGGUCAUUCCUCAUCAGCUAUCGCGGGGGUGAUUCUCGACGCGUCGGUUAUGUGAGUGCCGGUUUUUGGGCUGGAAUCACUCUUGGGCGAUUUCUGAUUGUGUAUCCUGCCCAUCGAAUUGGAGAGAAAAUUGUCGUUGGGUUACUGGUUGUCGGAGCGAUCGCCUUUCAACUCAUGACCUGGCUAAUCCCAAAUAUUAUCGGUGAAGCUGUGUCUGUAGCGAUCCUGGGCUUGAUUAUUGGGUCCCUUAUAUCCAUGCUCUACGGCGGUUUUCGCGAAGCUCUUACCCCGAAGCAUGCAACUUGUAAGCCUGAGCUUCAUCAGUGCCCUUGGGAGCAGUGA